This is a messenger RNA of Homalodisca vitripennis (glassy-winged sharpshooter), 924 nucleotides long. RefSeq lists its product as uncharacterized. The transcript is spliced from 5 exons. NCBI's taxonomy places the organism in Eukaryota, Metazoa, Arthropoda, Insecta, Hemiptera, Cicadellidae. Bases 247 to 855 code for a protein of 202 amino acids. The record is from RefSeq and is a predicted model, not a curated record.
UGUAAUUGAUAACAGUCAGCAGAUAGUCUUUUCUGAACGCCUGAUAAAGUUAUCUCAAUGGGUGUCUAAUUGUGAACAUCUGAGUUUGCUUAUAACACCUGUUAGGCCGUACCAUGUCUGUUUGACUACUUUUCUCGUUAAUCUCAAUCUCAGAAGUAGUUGAAUUAACUUAAAUAAUCAAGUAACAAGUAAUCUAAAUAUAAUUCGUUUUUGAAUACUCGAGUACUAUCCAACUCGGUCAGAAAUAUGCUGCGCCAAUUGGUUCUCCUGAUCUGCGUUGGCAGUUCCGUAGCACAAUCCUGCGACACCUGUACUUGCUUUAAUGUCAAAACGGUUCCGGCCUCCAUGAAUAAGUUGAUUAAAUACAGCCCUUUGCACGCACAAGCCGCCUCAACUGUCAGUCAACCAGAUAGUCUGGACAGCGUCUGUUUGGAUUUCCGGAGAACUCAUGUUGAAGGAAGUGCUCUAGUUGUUACUACUGCCAAUUACCUUGGUGAUUCCUAUAUACAACUACCAUUUGUUGAAAAGUCCAUUGAUUCUGGUGUGCUGUCUGGCGUCGGUCCGUCUUUUAUAUUCUCGGAGGAGUCAGCUGGAGUUAUUUCUGCGUUGGACCGUGUGCUGGGAGAGCCUUGCAAUGGAACUUUCAUCAUCUACCGAUGUAUUCUCCUUGGAUCUCCCUGUAUCACGGAUGAGAGUCAGGUGACCGUCUUCAUAUUAUCAACCAACAAAGAAGAGUGUCAAGAGUGUGUCGACAAAGGUAUUGCCAUAGCUCAGCAGAACUUCCCUCACCUAGAGUUCUAUUAUCUUCCAAAAACAGUCACCGACCCUUGUAGAACGGGUGGAUGCAGUAGAUAAGUAUUAAUUAUCCACUAACUUCCAUUAAUGAAGUAUUUUGUUGGUGCAAAUAAACCUAUUUCUACAAAA